AAGAAUCAUCCGGUAUAUUUCGAACCCUCCACUGGCAGACACAAAUCUAGCUUGACACUACAACUCUUUCAGGGGUUAGGUUUAAAGUUCAAAGUGUCAACCAGAAAAAAAAUUUCAUCACAUUUUCCAACUCAUUCGGAAGAACAUCACACACUGGCCACUUACUUGUUCCGAAAUGAUAACAGAUAGCAACAAACAAUAACUUUUCACAGUAAAAUCCAACCGGGUAGAAACGCGCACAAUUUCCCUGCCACUGUUGUGAGUUGGACGAAAUGCGAUGAUAAAGAAAAAACCGCAGAAACAAACUUUUUCCGCUCUUGUGUUGGUGGUGGUGUCGUUGACUAAUAAACGAUAAGUUUGGCUUUUCGCUUAGCGCAUAUCAAAUCAAUUUUUAUAACCGAGCAUAGCGUAAAGCGAUGCUUUCGCUGUCGCGACUUCUGAUGCGGUAAAAUUGUUUAAAAAAGUGUGAUUUUGAAACAGAUGGACAGCUCACAACGUUUGAUCGCGCUGGUUUCCGCCCGAAGGGCCCUGUGGGAUAAAAAAAUUAGCCAGUACAACAACAGGACGCUGGUCAACAGAUAUUGGCGAGAGGUUGCGAACGAAUUUGGCAACAAUACGAUUGUUGAAAUAAAGCGGAAAUGGAAGUAUCUCCGAGACACAUUCCUGAAGGAAAUGAAAAAAAUACCGAAGGAAAAGUUACGCGAACCCGACUGUGCGUCCUACAGCUCUUGGCCGUACUUCGAAGCGAUGCUGUUUUUGAGAAAUAUGGUCAGACCACGUAAACAACUGUUGAUCAAAGGUAACCCCGACGAGGAGGAAGAUGAAGACUAUCAGACGAGUACAGUGCAGUUUGAUGAGAAUCCGAUAGAGCUGGUAGAAAUGCCAUUUACGAUUAAAACGGAAGACUCAGUUGUGAAUGAACAACCAGCUAGUAGCAGCAAAACGGCUGUCGAAGCGCCCCCUAGAUCGGUUCUCAGUGACGAUGAGGAUGAACUGUUUUUCAGAAGCUUGCUACCACACGUCCGCAAGAUGGAACCGGAGGAUAAGCUGUUGUUUCGGACGGAAGUACAAAAUCUCGUCCUGCAGCACGUCUAUCGGAGGGACGAUCCGAUCUAAUUUGUGGUGAAACUGAUUUGCGAUACUGUACCUAAUAAUGAUUUAAGAAAUUAUACUCUAA
This is a messenger RNA of Wyeomyia smithii (pitcher-plant mosquito), 1177 nucleotides long. RefSeq lists its product as uncharacterized. Gene Ontology annotation, cellular component: transcription regulator complex; nucleus. Gene Ontology annotation, biological process: regulation of transcription by RNA polymerase II. The record is from RefSeq and is a predicted model, not a curated record. Bases 481 to 1116 code for a protein of 211 amino acids. NCBI's taxonomy places the organism in Eukaryota, Metazoa, Arthropoda, Insecta, Diptera, Culicidae. Gene Ontology annotation, molecular function: DNA binding. The transcript has 2 exons.